This is a messenger RNA of Choloepus didactylus (southern two-toed sloth), 1901 nucleotides long. RefSeq names its product epoxide hydrolase 1 (gene EPHX1). The record is from RefSeq and is a predicted model, not a curated record. Gene Ontology annotation, molecular function: epoxide hydrolase activity. The transcript has 10 exons. Gene Ontology annotation, biological process: arachidonate metabolic process; epoxide metabolic process. Lineage: Eukaryota; Metazoa; Chordata; Mammalia; Pilosa; Megalonychidae. The coding region runs from base 246 to 1613 and encodes 455 amino acids.
AAACAGAAGCCGCAACGCCCCGCUCCAGGGCCAAGCCGAGAGCCCGGGGCACUGGGCGGGGUCAUUGCCAGCAGCCUGAGCCUGCGGCCGCGCGGGCGCAAACUUGUCGAGUAGGAGCCGAGGGAGCCGGCGGGAGCGGGGGCGCCUGCCGCGGCUGCCGGAGCCGAGGGGAGCCGAACGACAGAGUGCUGGCACCAGCUACCUAUCCAAUCUGCUGACGCGACAGGUACUUGGAACCAGGAAUCAUGUGGCUGGAAGUUCUCCUCGCCUCGGUGCUGGCCUUUGUCAUCUACCGGUUCAUGUCCCGGGAUAAGGAGGAAACCUUGACCCUUGAAGAUGGGUGGUGGGGACCGGGGACGAAGCCCACAGCCAGGGAGGACGAGAGUAUCCGCCCUUUCAAGGUGGAGACGUCGGACGAGGAGAUCAACGACUUGCACCAGAGGAUUGACAGGGCACGUCUGACCCCAUCCGUGGAGGACAGCCGCUUCCACUACGGGUUCAACUCCAACUAUCUGAAGAAAGUCCUGUCCUACUGGAGGAAUGAAUUUGACUGGAAGAAGCAGGUGGAGAUUCUGAACAGGUACCCUCACUUCAAGACUAAGAUUGAAGGGCUGGACAUCCACUUCAUCCACGUGAAGCCCCCACAGCUGCCCCCAGGCCGUACCCCAAAGCCCUUGCUGAUGUCACACGGCUGGCCUGGCUCCUUCUACGAGUUUUAUAAGAUCAUCCCAUUCCUGACUGACCCCAAGAACCACGGCCUGAGCGAUGAGCAUAUUUUUGAAGUCAUCUGUCCUUCCAUUCCCGGCUAUGGCUUCUCAGAGGCAUCCUCCAAGAAGGGCUUUAAUUCAGUGGCCACGGCCAGGAUCUUUUACAAGCUGAUGCUGCGGCUGGGCUUCAAGGAAUUCUAUCUCCAAGGCGGGGACUGGGGGGCCCUGAUCUGCACCAACAUUGCACAGAUGGUCCCCAGCCACGUGAAAGGCCUGCACCUGAACAUGGCUUUCUUUGUAAACAAUUCCCACUUCCUGUCCAUGCUGCUGGGGCGGCAUUUCCCGAGGCUGUUUGGCUUCACUGAGAGGGAUGUGGAGCUGAUGUAUCCCUUCAAGGAGAAGUUUCUGUACAACAUAAUGAGGGAGAGCGGCUACAUGCACAUCCAGGCCACCAAGCCGGACACCGUGGGCUGUGCUCUAAAUGACUCCCCCGUGGGACUGGCUGCCUAUAUUCUGGAGAAGUUUUCUACCUGGACCAAAUCAGAAUUCCGAGACCUGGAAGACGGUGGCCUGGAAAGAAAGUUCUCCCUGGAUGAUCUGCUGACCAACAUCAUGAUCUACUGGACAACAGGGUCCAUCACCUCCUCCCAGCGCUUCUACAAGGAGAACCUGGGAAAGGGCCUUAAUGUCGAGAAGCAUGAGAAGUUGAAGGUCUACGCGCCCACGGGCUUUGCUGCCUUCCCUUCCGAGUUACUCCACCUCCCAGAAAACUGGUUGAGGUCCAAGUACCAGAAGCUCGUCUCCUAUUCCUACAUGGCCCGCGGGGGCCACUUUGCCGCCUUUGAGGAGCCGGAGCUGCUCGCCCGGGACAUCCGCAAGUUUGUGGCGCUGCUGGAGCAGCAGUGAUGCCUGGGGGCUGGCCAUGGCCUGAGGGCAGCCCGGUCCCCAGGUCACUUUGCAGGCUCCCUCCUGGCACCUGCUCCUUUACACAGAAGCCCCCGGGCUCCCAAUGGCAGCUCCCCUCGGAGCAGCCUCCCCACCUCUCCCAGCUCCCCAGCCAAGAUACCCCUUUUCUUAGAAAUGAGUGCGCUUCCUUCCCCUGCCCUUGCUGAGACCCUGCUCAUCCCCCAGGCUCCACACCCACCAGCAUGGUAAGAAACACAGCUUUGAUAAUAAAUGAUUUUAUGUCUAACA